Molecule: messenger RNA, 1366 nt
Organism: Diaporthe batatas
Lineage: Eukaryota; Fungi; Ascomycota; Sordariomycetes; Diaporthales; Diaporthaceae
Exons: 2
Coding region: 227-1234 (335 amino acids)
Biological process (GO): glycine import into mitochondrion
Cellular component (GO): mitochondrion; mitochondrial inner membrane
Molecular function (GO): glycine transmembrane transporter activity
Source: RefSeq, a predicted model, not a curated record
CUUUCCGCCCACUCGGCUCAUGACACACGAAUCUGCAUAUUCUGCAUAUUCUGCACUUGUUCCUCUUCACACAACAUGGCCCGCCUUGCGACCUGAGCAAACGUCUGUCGACCGAUCUUCGAAGCAAGCCUGAACCCAGGAAGCGAUGCUCGAGCUCGCGCAGGUCCACGGGAACGAACCUAGACAGCCACCACCUCCCCGUGCCACUCGAGAAUAGGCCCGCGAAAUGAGCAGCGAUGGCGCCCCCAAGGCCAAGUCCAAGUCGAUCUUCCACUUCGUAGCUGGCCUCGGCUCAGGGCUCCUCUCGGCCGUCCUGCUGCAGCCCAUCGACCUCCUCAAGACCCGCGUCCAGCAGUCUGGGCAUCACUCUCUGACUGCCGCAUUCCGCGAGAUCCGGGCCCAGCCGCGCUUCCUGCCGGCACUAUGGAGGGGCGCGACACCUUCUGCCCUGCGCACCGGCUUCGGUAGCGCCCUCUACUUCACCAGCCUCAACGCGAUCCGGAACAAUGUAUCGCGCGUGCCCUUCCUCGCAGCCGACGGCCAAGGGAGGCACCACUCUUCCUCGCUGGUCAAGCUGUCCAACACGGGCAACCUGCUGGCCGGCGCGGUGGCACGCACCUUCGCCGGCAUGGUGCUGAUGCCGCUCACGGUGAUCAAGGUGCGGUAUGAGUCCAAUCUAUACUCGUACGGGUCCAUCGCCUCAGCGGGGCGCGACAUAUUCCGGACCGAGGGGCUGCGUGGGUUCUUCUCUGGCUUUGGUGCGACGGCAAUGCGCGAUGCGCCCUACGCCGGCCUGUACGUGCUGUUCUACGAGCAGAGCAAGAAGCGCCUGAGCUCCUUGACAGGUGGUGGUGGUGGCGACGGCGCCGAUACUCAGAACCCCGCCAGCACCAGCAGGGCCAAGAUCCAUGUCCCCGCGAUGGGAGUCUCCACCGCCGCGACCAUCAACUUCGGCUCUGGCGUCAUCGCCGGCGCCGCCUGCUCAGCCAUCUCCAACCCAUUCGACGCCGUCAAGACACGCAUCCAGCUGCAGCCCGGGGUAUACCGCAACACAUUCCACGCGGCGCGCAUGAUGGUGACCCACGAGGGUCUUCGCAGCCUGGCCGACGGGCUGGCACUGCGUAUGAGUCGCAAGGCCAUGAGCUCGGCGCUGGCGUGGACUGUGUACGAGGAGCUCAUACGGCGAGUCGAGGUCACGCUGAACCCCAAGAAAAGGAAGGAGAGUGUAUUGUAAUGUGGAUUAUGGUAAGGAUCAGUUGUAUGCUAUGUGACUGGUUGGCAGUGUUCAUCUAUUCAUGUUUGGGCGUUUCUGGUCGGGGAAAAAUAGGGACAAGAUACCACGCCAUUCAAUGAAAUGUUUAAAAGA